GCAAUGCAUGGUCCUCUCUCCACCUACUUGGCGCCUCCCCCAACAUAUGACGGAGGUGGAUUUUCGCUAUAUUGUAUUCCCCCCGCUGGUAAAAGACACUAGUCCAGAUACGCGUUGGAGUUCAGGCCGCAGUCAUUUCAUAUUCCCUGCACAUACUAACUCUACUUACUUAGUAAUUACUAAGUACAAUGAGGAAAAGAGUUACUGAACAUUCUGAUGGCGAGAAUGUGUCCUCAUCCUCUCGCAUGCAGACGAAAACAACCGUUUGCCAGGAAAAGAAGGGGCUGGCUCCCUGCAGAUCAAAAUUCUGGUUUUGGGUAAAAAGUGGCGCAUAUGCACUUUGUGCUAUUUUUAUUAUGAUGCCUAUCUUGGAGGAGCUUCCUGAAAUAAUAAGGCAGCGUGUAUAUUAUCAUCGAAUCAGAGCACCAUUUGUGUUUGAUCUCAGUCAUCCGGCUGAACUGGCACUAAAUCACACCAUCAACAUGUACCUUGAACCUGAAGAAGGAAUCUCCCUUGGCAUAUGGCACACUGUCCCGGAUGAUAAGUGGAAAGAAGCUCAAGGGAAGGACUCUGCAUGGUACCACAGAUCUCUGAAAGAUGGAAGUCCAGUUAUCAUUUAUCUACAUGGUAGAACACAGACAAGGGCAGCCAAGCAUCGCAUUGGAGUGGUCAACGUAUUGAGUUCCAUUGGUUGCCAUGUGUUGUCAAUGGAUUACAGAGGGUUCGGUGACUCGACUGGAAAGCCCACGGAGGAAGUCCUUACCAAGGACGCUGUCUGGCUGCACCGUUGGGCCAAAGAGCACAGCGGAGGCAGCCGAGUGCUCAUCUGGGGACACUCUCUUGGAAGCGGAGUGGCUACAAACACAGCUGUCAGAUUAAUGGAGCAAGGUGUGCUAGUUGACGGUGUGAUCCUUGAAGGUGCAUUUAAAAAUGCACGGAGGGCAGAGCCUCAAAGUCACUUCUACAGGUAUUCAUGGACGAUAAAAAGGCUCAUAUUGAGAGACGAAGUGGGCGAUAUGAUCUUCCCUAAUGACGAGAAUGUAAAGAAAAUGAGGAACCCGCUUCUGUUCCUUCAUUCAGAGGAUGAUCAUUUAACUACGCUUCGUAACGCUGAACAGAUGUAUCAGGCAGCGCUGAGUGUCCAGGAUGACAAACGAGUCAGGAUGGUAACGUUUGAAGGCUCUCUGGGGUAUCUGCAUAAUGGAUUAUAUAAAGACCCUCGCCUGCCCGCCAUCAUCAAGAACUUUGUGGUUACAACAGAAGAAAUGUCGUGAAGAUCUUCAGAAUCUCGCCAUGCAGGGAACGAUGACGUAAAUUUACACAUCACAUAAGGAUAUACAUUUUAUUACGUUAAUAUAAUUCCAAUGACUUUGUUUGAUUUCUGUUAAACAUAAUUCCAAUUACUUUGUUUCAUUUCUGUUAAACAGUAUUGGUGCUGAUGAAUUGUUCACAAUACUUACAAAUAAAUAUGUGUAUGUAUUGGUAAAUUUAUGUUGAUAAUAAUAAUAAUUUGGUU
Molecule: messenger RNA, 1516 nt
Organism: Gadus chalcogrammus (walleye pollock)
Lineage: Eukaryota; Metazoa; Chordata; Actinopteri; Gadiformes; Gadidae
Product: lysophosphatidylserine lipase ABHD12-like
Exons: 13
Coding region: 189-1274 (361 amino acids)
Biological process (GO): phosphatidylserine catabolic process; monoacylglycerol catabolic process
Cellular component (GO): endoplasmic reticulum membrane
Molecular function (GO): phosphatidylcholine lysophospholipase A1 activity; monoacylglycerol lipase activity
Source: RefSeq, a predicted model, not a curated record